ACAACAAGCUACCAGGAAGAAGAAAUACAAACCGAAAGUUGUACGAAAGGUUAGCUGAAAUACUUCAACAGAAACACCUAAAACUAUGAAUAUAAUUACAAUGUAGGAAAAGAAAUGGCCACUGCCACCAGCCAGGCACAGGAACUCAUAACCUGUGACCUUUGUGUCAAACCUGUCCAGCAAUUCUGUAACAGCUGCCAAGUCGGUCUGUGUGAAGACUGCAUCAACAAACAUGUCAAGAGCCUCAAGUCCAUGAAGCAUGACAUUGUUCCUUUCACAAAGCGUACAGUACAGCUUGUGUUCCCUCAGUGUACAUCUCAUUCCCACCAGAGAUGUGAGGCCCACUGUCAACAGUGUGAUGUCCCGGUCUGCAUCAAAUGUCUCACUGGUCAACAUAAAGGUCAUGUUUUCGAGGACAUGGAUAAAAUCAUAGCUAUGAAGAGAGAAAAAAUUAAACAAGAAACUGGAGAAAUUGAGGGCAUUAUCCUGAAGACCACAAGACAGGAUUCAGACACUGAAAACAAAAUUUCCCAAUCCAUGGCCCAUUAUACAGAUUUACAGAAACAGACCAAUGAUCAUAGAAAACAAUGGCACCUAGAGGUGGACAACAUCUUUAACAAAAUGGAAUCCCUGAUCCAGUCACUCAGAGAUCAUCAUAUUACAACUCUAAAAUCAUGCCAGUCCAAACUCAGAAGUCAGAAUUCCAGUAUGAUCCAAACUGUUCAAGAAAACAAAGAAAUUCUGAAGUCCAACAAAGUGUCUGAUGUCAACAACUACCAAUCCAAACUGAAGGAAUACAGGAACAUUCCACAAAUACCUGAUUUACCAUUGCCCUCUCUUCAAACAAACACAGUCCAAGGGAGAGAACUCAGCAUAGAAUUAGGAGAAUACAAGGCUACACUGACACAGACAUCACUAUCCAGUCUGACAGAUGAAGUCUCCUUUUUAUCUGUUAAGGAAUUAUUAGAAGAAGCCAAAGUGAUUGCAAACAUUCCAACAAAUGUUAAAAAUCUUGGUAGAGUGGCCUGUAUAGGAUCAGAUAAAGCUUGGAUUAGUGGCCAGGACAAAAAGGUAACCUGUCUGGACAUACAUGGAGCUGUACAAGACACUGUCACCAGUACAUGUGACCUCUUCCCUGAUGACAUUACAGUGACCAGACAGGGAGAACUGAUAUACAGUGAUGCUUACAAUAGAACUGUGAACAUUGUCAGAGAUGGGAAGACAGAGACACUGAUCACCACACCAAGGGGCUGGCAUCCAGAUGGACUGUGCUGUACCAGGUCAGGGGACAUCCUAGUUAGUAUGUGUACUACUGAUAAAAGUCAUCGUAAAAUAGUCCGUUAUCAGGGACAGAGAGUGACACAGGAAAUAGAUAAAGAUGAACAUGGGGAUCCAAUCUAUCAAGGAGGAAAAUAUGCAGUGUAUGUGGUGGAGAACAACAAUGGAGACAUAGUGGCCUCUGAUUGUAAUGCUGACACAGUGGUAGUGGUGGACAGGACAGGAAAAGUCAGAUUCAGAUACAACGACAAAUCUCCAGGGCGAAAGGAAUCGUUCUGUCCUGGUCAAAUAGUGACAGACUCCAUGGGUCACAUCAUUGUGGCUGAUCAGUUCAAUGACUGUCUACACAUCCUAGAUCAGAAUGGACAGUUCCUGAGAUGUGUGGAUAAUUGUGGACUAGAGGAUCCUUAUGGACUGAGUGUGGACAGUGAGGGGAGGUUGUGGGUAGGGUUGUAUCAUUCAGGGGAAGUGAAAGUCAUCCAGUACAUGAAAUAAACAUCAAACAUUCACAUGUUAGGAAUUGUUUAUAGCCUGCAUUUAUCAAACAAAUUAAAAUUACAAUUUUCAAAUAACUUUUAUCUUUUGUAUCAACUCAGGAUC
This is a messenger RNA of Saccostrea cuccullata (small rock oyster), 1878 nucleotides long. RefSeq lists its product as uncharacterized. Lineage: Eukaryota; Metazoa; Mollusca; Bivalvia; Ostreida; Ostreidae. The record is from RefSeq and is a predicted model, not a curated record. The transcript is spliced from 2 exons. Gene Ontology annotation, molecular function: zinc ion binding. The coding region runs from base 115 to 1773 and encodes 552 amino acids.